GCUGAUGUAAAAUUAUUUUUGUUAUGCAAAAUAUAUGUAUAUUUUUCAGGUUUCCAAGAAGAGGAAUUUUUUAAUGAAUUCAGAAACUGAUCAGGUUUGAAUGACCUAUAAAAUAGUGAUGUAAGAAUGGACCACAUUGGGCUCAUGAGCACUUUUUGUGUUGCUGCACUUGUGCUGUGUUUUGGAUCAGAGCAAUGUGCUUGUGGAAAUCCUGCAAAGCUGCUGCAGCUCACUGCUGAGGGCUUUAAAGAGCAUCUGCAGGCUGGAAAAACAUCUCUCAUUUACUUUGGCAAAUAUGCUGAUCCUGCCAUUCAGACGUUUAUAGAGCAGUUAGAGACGUCCGCUGUGGCAUUGGAGGACUACGGCAUAUUGGUGGCGAUGGUAAACUGCUCCAAAGAAAAUGUCGCAGAUUACUGCACAGAGGAGGAAGUGACACGGAAAGCUUAUUUAUUCAGAGGUGCUGAUGUCUUGAGAAGUUUCGAGACUGACACCAUUUUUGACGUCAAUGCUAUCGUGUCUCAUAUGCUAUUCACAGUGCUCUUCAAUGAGGUUCGCUACAUUCACACACCAGCUGAGUUGGUCAGUGUUGAAAGAGUGGCGAAGGGGAAGACGGAUAUUGUGAUGGGUCACAUACCUGCACUCGGCCUUCCAGAGCACAGGGCUUUAAUGGAGACAGCAUUUGUUUACGGAGGAAAGUACCAGUUUGUGCAGACCACUGGAGCACCUCUGCUCAAACACAUGGGGAUUGCUGAUGCAUCCUCUGUCCAGGCACGUCUCUGGUUCCUCCACUGCGCCAGUUUGUCUCAGUCAUCUGAACCGUGUCCACACACACUCAUGAGAAAGCCACUGAGCACCAUCAACAUACACACCUUCCUUCAGCUGAUGGAGGCACCGGUCCUGAUGGAGGCAGACGUAGAUCCUGAUGACGUGGUUGUGAUCUAUAAUUACCUGAACGUCCCUGUCCUAUUCCUGUUCGCUCAGACCGAGACACUGCACAUGGAUCGAAACACGGCUGAGACUUUGGCCUGGAGGCUACGAGGAGAAAUUGGCCUUGUCCUAAUCCACAGGGACAGUCCCAGGGUAAAAACUCCACUCCGAUAUAACGCUGCAUAUCGACUCUCACAUGAGGAAGUGACGUAUUUUACUUUGAAGAAUGUUGAAGAAGUCGUUAACCUCAUCCGAGGACAACUGUUUCAAGAGGAGAAGGAAGAAGAAGAAGAGGAGGAAGAGGAGCAUCACUGGGCUUCUUUAGAUGUUUUGGAUGAUGAGGUGGCAGAGUCAGUGUACAGAGACCGCGGCGUACCACUGGACAUGGAGUCUGUCUCAGAACUUACAGCUGACACUUUCAGUGUUGCAGUAGCACAGAACAGCCUCACGGUGGUGCUGUUCUAUGUUAAAUGGGAUGCCGUAUCCAUGGCUUUUCUGCAGUCAUAUGUUGAGGUUGCUGAUGUGCUUGAAGGUAUGAGUGAUAUCACACUGGCCUCACUAGACUGUGGUGAGUGGACGUGUAUGUGUCAUGAACAGAAUGUCUCCUCUUUCCCUUCUGUCUUACUGUUCCACCUGGGUGAGGACGCUCGAUACUACAGAGGGAUGAUGGGAACUGAGAGCCUGUAUAAAUUCAUCCUGCUUGGGGGCGUGGUCAAGCGCCGGUCUGUGACAGGAGGGCGGAGUCAGGGAAGAAGUCAUCUCUCCAUCCCUCUCUCUCUGUUCUCCUCGGAUGAAGUCCUGUCGUUCUUGGAAGGAGAUCUGUAUAACAGACACUCUUCUCUCUCGCCCAUCCGAGUGCUUGGUCUUUUCACACCUGGAGAUCCGGAUGUGGGCAUUUUUGAAGAAGCAGCAAAAUAUCUAAGGGGAGAAAUGAUUCUCGGGCUGUUUGAGCAUAAGGAGGCAGAGAGAUGGGCUCAGGAACGCUCUGUAACGCUGCCCGCUCUCCUGGUGUCUCAUGGCCCUGGAGUUCAGAGAAAAGCUCAUUCCCUUUUUUUAUCCACAUUACAGGAGAUGAUCUCACACAUCAGGAGAGCUGCACUUGAUACAUUUCCUGAACUGACAGUAGAGAACCUGCCGUGGUACCUGGAGCUCAGGAAGCCUUUGCUGAUCAUGUUUGUUGGGGGAGAAGAAAGUCCAGAGACUUUGCAAUCUCUAGAGGAGAUGAAGAAAACUGAGAGAAUGGGACAGCUAGACUCAGCACUGCCAUGCUGGAUCCAUCUAGGUCGCACACCUGCUGGAAGGGCUGUCUUAGAGACGUAUCUUAGCUAUGUUCCUCCACUCCCCGCUUUAGUGCUCUCACAGCUGAGCUCAGGUGGAAAGGUGUAUCACUUCCCCACAGAGCGCCCAUUACUGUCUGAAAACAUCAUUCAUUGGCUUCAGCAGAUUGGGAACAACCAGGAGCAAGCUACAGGUGUGAUUCCCGAUAAAGCAUGGCGUCCCCCUGCGCCUUUUUAUGACUUUCUGGCCAUUAUGGAUGAAGAGGCUCCAGGUUAUGCAGCUCAGCAGCACCUUAAAGCAAAGCCUGUGGACAAAAAGGAGGAGGAGGAUGAGGAGACACAGCAUGCUGGAAGAGAAACAGCUUUCAAAUCUCGUACAGCUCCUCAUCAUACUGAACUAUAGACUUUUCUACAGGCACCUCAUCAUAGAUGCCAAAAACAGUCCAUUCAUUAUCCGUAGCCACUUAUCCUGUGCAGGGUCGCAGGCAAGCUGGUGCCUGUCCCAGCUGAUUAUGAGUGAGAGGUGGGGUACACCCUGGACAAGUCGCCAGAUCAUCACAAGGCUAACACAGAAAAAAACAACCAUUCACAGGGCUGACACAUAGAGACAAACAACAAUUCACACUCACAUCUACGGUCAAUUUAGAGCUACCAAUUAGCCUAACCUGCAUGUCUUUGGACUGUGGGGGAAACCGGAGCAGCUGGAGGAAACCCACGCAGACACGGGGAGAAUAUGCAAACUCCACACAGAAACCCUUGUCAGCCACUGAGCUCAAACCUAGAACCUUCUUGUUGUGAGGCGACAGUGCUAAUCACUACACCAAUGUGCCGCUCCAGAAAGAGUCCUGCUAAUAUUUAUAUCAAUAUGAAUAAUUUUUAUACCUCCACACAUCCAGUAUUUGGACCUUCAGUCUACUUACAUUAUUUCCUCCUGUCCUCUCUGACAUCAGAUGCAGUUCAUUAUCAGUGCUCUUCCCAGAUUAGCCUACGUGGCAGUAAGACCACACUUAUUUUUAUUAUGCUUUUGUAUUAUUUAUUAUUUUUAUUAAUGUAUCACUUAACAGAUCAUAUUACACUUAUUCCUUUCCUGUUAUUCAUUUCUUGUCUGAUUUGUCCCAGAAGCUCAGUAAAAAGCCCAGCUAUAGUACCAAUAAGUUCCUGUAAUUAUGUGUUUAUAAUUGAUGAAAAGCUGUGCUUUCAGUUACUGAGUCAUAACUGCUUUUCCAUCAUCCUCUCUUCGUGCCGUUCUGCUUCUGCCUUUGAAAGUAACAUAACAAACCUGUGUUUCAUUUCCUACAUUGUAAUGUCUGCGAUUGUCUUUAAAUAAGAGACGAAGAAAAAAAAACAGGAUUAUUCCAAAGAUCGGAAAAAGGGGAAGAGCUUACAAAUGUCUUACAAAUGGGAGCUCUUAGGUCUUUAUAUAACUUUCAUAUGCUUUAUUUUGUUUUUGAGGUAAAUUGUUUACUUUGUAUUCUUUAAUGCUUGAGAAUAUUAGAGUGGACACUGUAUAUAGUUUUGAGUGGCUAGUUUUAUUCAAUUUUAUGCAAAAUGCAUAAAAUCAUGCAGAUACAAAUCAAGAGCUUCAGUUAAUGUUCACUUCAAACAUCAGCAUGGGAAAAAUUGUGAUCUCAAAGUGUGACUUUCACUGUGGCAUGGGUGUUGGUGCCAGAUGGACUGGUUUGAGUAUUUCAGAAACUGCUGAUCUCCUGGGGUUUUCACACACAACAGUCUCUAGAGUUUACACAGAAUGGUACAAAAACAAAAGACACUGAGUGAGCAACAGUUCUGUGGGUGGAAACAAAUGCCUUGUUGAUAAGAGAGGUCAGAGGAAAAUGGCCAGAUUGGUUCGAGCUGCCAGGAAGGAUAUAGUAACUCAUAUAAUCACUCUUUACAACCCUGGUGAGCAGAAAAGCAUCUCAGCAUGCAACAGCAGAAGACCACACUGGGUUCCACUCCUGCAGCCAAGAACAUGAAUCUUAGAAUCAAGAACAAGUUCCUAUUAAAGUGGCCGGUGAGUGUAAUAAAGUACCUAUUUGAGACAGAACACAUGCUUUUAAUUAUUUAUAAAUUUUGUCCCCCCCACACACACACACCUCUUCAAGAUUCAAUUCAAUUCAAGCAUUUGGAACGGAGCUGUUAAAUUAAUUUUUAAAAAGAUGUUUAUUAAUGAAGUUCAGUAAAACAGUCCAGUAUAAUCUUUGUAUGCCUCAUGUAGGUGAUAUAACACUGAGAAAAUAUGUAUUUUUAUUAAGGCUGUUUUGAAGAGCUAAAGAUUUCUGGAGCUCUUGUAUGAAAAAAAUUGCACAGCAGUUUUGUCCUCCCAGUUCGAACAUAGGGGCAUCACAGUGGUGCAGUGGUUCAUACUGUUGCCUCACAACAAACAGGCCCUUCAUUUAAACUUGCUCAUCGAAUGAGCCUUUCUGUGUGGCGUUCCCAUGUUCUCCUUGUGCCUCCGGUUUCCUCCCACAGUCCAAGGACAUGUAGAUUAGGUCAACUGUUUACUCUAAGAAUGAGUGUGAAUGGUUGUCUGUCUCUCAGUGUUAGCUCUACAAUAGAUUGGCGACCUGCCCAGGGUGUACCCCGCCUCUCACCCAACGUCAGAUGGGAUUGGCUCCAGCUCAGCCAUGACCUGCAAAGGAUAAGCAGUAGAGAUUAAGAAUGAGUGAAUUUCAAUAUAGCAGAGUUUCAAGAGUUUCAUUCCAUAAUGUUUUGCUUUGGGGCAGCCAUGGCCUAAAGGUUAGAGAAGCAGCCUUGGGUCCAAAGAGUUGCUGGUUUGAUUCCCAGGACUGGCAGGAAAAUCCAUGGCUGAAGUGUCCUUGAGCAAGGCGCCUAACCCCAGGUGCUGUGUGUGUGUUUUUUUCACUGUACGUUGUGCUGGAUAAGAGCGUCUACUAAAUGUAAUGCUUUGAUGUGCAAAUUUAAUGUUAACAACAAACUGAGAUAAUCCACCAGCAGGUCCAGUUCUUCCUAUAAGCCUAACCUUUAACCCUAACCCAUAGGACACUGUAUAGAUGACUUGCAACCACAUGAUCAAAAUGUGCUACAUCAUGAGCUUCUGCCACAAUGGUGGAUAUACAAAGCAACUAGAAUGGCAGCCACUGAAAGCGUGUCUGUAAACAAUGCUGAAUUUUCUUAGUAUUACCACAAUUUGAACAGUCGAACGAAGAUUCGAUACAAAGAGAAGAUAGAUAUGUGUGGUUUUGGCCCAUAUUAUUUUAAAAAGUCGCAUUUUUUUGAGGAUAAGAUGCUUCUACCGACCAUCGAGUACCCAGAUGUCGCGUUCUAUCUGGUUUGGCAGACUUCGUGGGUCGACAAAUCUCAAAUGAAGGCUUAUAAGUCCAUGGAAGCCUAUAACUUUUUUGCCUCUGGAUGGGUAAAUACCUUAUUAAUUAAACCAGUCAACGAUGACAAACCAGUUGUACUUGCAAGGGUAAGUUAGGGCUUCUUUUGCAUUUAGUUUACUUCUAUGUGUAAACAGAUGAAGUGUGAAAUUCUG
Molecule: messenger RNA, 5700 nt
Organism: Neoarius graeffei (lesser salmon catfish)
Lineage: Eukaryota; Metazoa; Chordata; Actinopteri; Siluriformes; Ariidae
Gene: txndc16
Product: thioredoxin domain containing 16
Exons: 20
Coding region: 127-2607 (826 amino acids)
Source: RefSeq, a predicted model, not a curated record